UAUAUACAAGUAGUACCAAAACGGAAUAUACAGAAACCGCAAAUAUAUAAAAAAGCACGGUGGAGACGCCGGCAUUCACGAGAGAGAAGAUGGGCGGUUGGGCUAUAGCGGUGCACGGCGGCGCUGGUGUGGACCCAAACCUCCCUAUUCAACGUCAGGAAGAGGCCAGGCAACUCCUCACUCGUUGCCUUAACAUCGGCAUCUCCGCCCUCCGCUCCUCUCUCUCUCCAAUUGAUGUCGUCGAGCUCGUCAUUCGAGAAUUAGAGAGUGAUCCCCUGUUUAAUUCUGGCCGUGGAUCCGCACUCACGGCGAAAGGGACGGCGGAGAUGGAGGCCAGCAUCAUGGACGGGGUCGGGCGACGCUGCGGUGCCGUCUCCGGCGUCACCACCGUCAAGAAUCCCAUCUCUCUCGCCCGUCUCGUCAUGGACAAAUCGCCGCAUUCCUAUCUUGCUUUCUCCGGCGCCGAGGAAUUUGCCAAACAACAGGGCGUGGAGAUGGUUGACAAUGACUACUUCAUCACCGAGGACAACCUCGGAAUGCUCAAAUUGGCCAAAGAAGCCAACUCCAUCAUAUUCGAUUACCGGAUCCCUCUAACCGGGUCGGACAUCUGCGAAAAGGCGGCGGACGCUCCGCCGCUGAUGAUGAACGGCCUUCCGAUCAGCGUGUACGCCCCGGAGACGGUGGGGUGCGUGGUGGUGGACGGGCAGGGGCGGUGCGCGGCGGGGACGUCCACGGGCGGGCUGAUGAACAAGAUGUCGGGCCGGAUCGGGGACUCCCCGAUAAUCGGGUCGGGCACGUACGCGUGCGACGUGUGCGCGGUGUCGUGCACGGGCGAGGGCGAGGCCAUCAUACGCGGCACCGUGGCGCGUGACGUGGCGGCCGUGAUGGAGUACAAGGGCUUGGGGCUGCAGGAGGCGGUGGACUUCGUGAUCGAGACGCGGCUCGACGGCGGCGGCCAGGCCGGGCUCAUCGCGGUGUCGAGCAAAGGGGAGGUGGUGUGUGGGUUCAAUUCCAAUGGGAUGUUCAGGGGCUGUGCUACUGAAGAUGGAUUCAUGGAAGUUGGGAUUUGGAAUUAGUACAUAAGUAUUUUAUAGUCUCAUUUAGUAGUAGUAGUAUUGCUAUUGCUAAUUUGCUAUGUGGUGUUUCCCUCUAAAAUAAAUUGCCUAGAUUCCUAAAUUUUGGAAGGGUUAGGUGCGAAACAUUUUGUAUGUGUUGCAACAGGCCAGGGUUAUCACUUGUUUGCCUAAAUGUUUUGAAUACAUCUUUCUUUCCAUUUGGUUUUACAAUCA
Molecule: messenger RNA, 1289 nt
Organism: Salvia hispanica
Lineage: Eukaryota; Viridiplantae; Streptophyta; Magnoliopsida; Lamiales; Lamiaceae
Product: putative isoaspartyl peptidase/L-asparaginase 2
Molecular function (GO): hydrolase activity
Source: RefSeq, a predicted model, not a curated record